Messenger RNA from Fusarium verticillioides 7600, 327 nucleotides. RefSeq lists its product as hypothetical. The record is from RefSeq and is a predicted model, not a curated record. Lineage: Eukaryota; Fungi; Ascomycota; Sordariomycetes; Hypocreales; Nectriaceae. The transcript has 2 exons. Bases 1 to 327 code for a protein of 108 amino acids.
AUGGAUCUGCAUUCUGCCGCGUCAACUUCCCUACAAAGUCCCAAGUACAGUAUUCUCAAAAGAUCAACGGUCAACGAAACGGCCACCGUCUUUCGAAACCUCCAAUCACUGCCUAUCCCUCUCACUUUCCAGGAACGCACAGUCCAAGACGGUCACCUUUGCCCAGGCUUUUCGCGCCCCUCUGAUAAUGAUCAUCAGCUCUUUGACCAGGUCCGCAAAUCGCAAUCUUCUCGUCAUUCCUCGCACCGUCCAGCGUCUAUACCAGGGUGCUGGUAUCGUUUUGGAAGAAACGUGGAAGAAAAGUGGUUCACGGUUGUAACCGACUGA